Messenger RNA from Laccaria bicolor S238N-H82, 561 nucleotides. RefSeq lists its product as uncharacterized. The record is from RefSeq and is a predicted model, not a curated record. NCBI's taxonomy places the organism in Eukaryota, Fungi, Basidiomycota, Agaricomycetes, Agaricales, Hydnangiaceae. Bases 1 to 561 code for a protein of 186 amino acids. The transcript is spliced from 2 exons.
AUGCCAAACGCGCCACAAAAUCCUGCGCACAAGAUUUCUGGAACGCCUAUCAUCCCUUAUCCUCCGUCACUCAGCUCAGCACCGACCGACCGACCUGGAACCUCACCGAAUGACCUUCCGCAAGCUGUCCCCACACCAAAAUACUCCGCAGGAUUCAGUCUUCCUUCCACACAUCCUUCUGGCCCUACUGCGGCAGUUUCUGGAUCCAUAGAGCUUCAGACGCCAGAUGACGCACCACACAGCAGUGGUCCUGUAACAAAACAUCCUGCGGGCCCUCAUGCACAUCAAGAUCGCCCUCCCGCCCCGCCCUUGCAAUCUCUACAAGGUGGCUCAGCACCAACGGAUCUACUAUACGUCGCUCCCCCGCCCAACGCUUCUGCCUCUGCAGUCCCUCCCGCCAAUGGUCCACCGCCCACCAACGGCACACAACCUCCUCCUUCUCCCACCUCUACUGCGUCCGCUGAUGGCACCCGUUCAACUGGGCUUUUACAAGGGGACCCUACCCCCAACCAUGAAGAACCGAGCAGCCCUACGCCGCCCGCGCCACUGGCUCUGGAUUAA